This is a messenger RNA of Rhodofomes roseus, 1464 nucleotides long. Its product is annotated as D-amino-acid oxidase. Lineage: Eukaryota; Fungi; Basidiomycota; Agaricomycetes; Polyporales; Fomitopsidaceae. Gene Ontology annotation, molecular function: D-amino-acid oxidase activity; FAD binding. The coding region runs from base 94 to 1215 and encodes 373 amino acids. The record is from RefSeq and is a predicted model, not a curated record. The transcript has 8 exons.
CUCGAGUCAGCCUGCAGUAUAUAUACAUAUACCCUGCAAAAAGUGCGACCAGUUGGCCACUUUCCUCGCUCCCCAGCACAACCCCAGCAGAGUAUGUCGUCGGACACUGAUGCGAACAAGAAUGUGGUUGUCCUGGGCGCAGGAGUCGUCGGUCUUACCACCGCCGUCAUGAUCCAAGAGAAGGGCCGCUAUGACGUGACCAUAAUAGCAGAACGGUUUCCUACCGAUCCCAAGUCCAUCGACUAUUGCAGUGCAUGGGCCGGCGGCCAUCAUGUCAGCUUUGCUAAUGGCGACGAAAGGAUGCAGAAAAUCGACUCGGCAACAUUUGACAAGAUGUGGGAGCUCUCAGAGCCCGGUGCGGACGCUGAACAUUGCUUCCUACGCAUAAAGGAAACUCAGUUCUUUUACGACGGCCGAGAUGGCCACUACAAUUGGUAUCCUGAUUACGAGGUCCUGCCGCAGGGCUCCCUCGUCGGCGUACCUGGCGCUGAGACUGGCUGCACGUUCAAGACACUCACCUUCGACGCACCGAAGUACGUCGCGUACUUACUGGCACGUUUCCUCUCCCGCGGAGGCACCAUCGUCCGCGGCAGGGUGUCGCAUGUCAGCCAGAUUGCGGAAGGCGGAGUGGACUUGUUCUCGCGAGGUGUAGCAUCGACGAGGCCGGUCGAUGCGAUCGUCGUCUGCACGGGCCUGGGAGCAUCCACGCUCGGAGGAGUUGAAGACAAAGCUGUGUACCCUGUCCGAGGGCAGGUCUUGCUGAUUAAAGCCCCCUGGAUACGUUUCGGGAAGACCGCGAGUCACAAUGAAGACGGCCUCUGGACAUACGUGAUCCCGAGGCGGAAUGGCGAGGUGAUCAUUGGAGGAACGAAGCUAGAGAAUGACUGGUACCCGGCUGGGCGCCCGGACACUACUGAAGACAUCUUGCAACGCUGUCUGGCCUUCUGUCCUGAGCUUGCACUACCCGAGAUCCGCGCUCAGCGCGCACCGACCGUGGACGAUCUCCGCGCGCAGAUUCUUGAGGUUGGGGUCGGGCUCAGACCGGCUCGUAAGGGAGGCCUACGCUUGGAAACGGAGUGGUUGAACACUCCUAAACCCGACGUCAAGAUACCUUUGGUCUUCAACUACGGCCACAGCGGAUCCGGCUUCCAAUCGUCGUGGGGGUCAGCGGCGAUUGCAGUGGAGUUGAUGGAGGAUACUUGGCAGUCAGCAUGAACUGAGUUGGCUAUGUACGACCAUUAUUAUAUUCAUAUCAGUACUUGACCCAAAUUCGACCUGGAAGGCAUGUGCAUGUACUAUAACCAACCUCGAAUACGAGGCCGUUUGAUAGCUCGACGACCAUGCUUAAUAUUGACAUCGACGGCGGGCGCCGAUAUGCCGGUACGCGCUGUUCCGCGCGAUCCGCGAUCACACGUACCACACCAGCGACGGGUCGAUCCACGAUGUAACUUAUUAUAAUUACAC